Messenger RNA from Nylanderia fulva, 9344 nucleotides. It is a transcript of the gene jbug, whose product is annotated as filamin-type immunoglobulin domains fbug. Lineage: Eukaryota; Metazoa; Arthropoda; Insecta; Hymenoptera; Formicidae. Gene Ontology annotation, molecular function: actin filament binding. The record is from RefSeq and is a predicted model, not a curated record. Gene Ontology annotation, biological process: actin cytoskeleton organization.
CACUUGAUGGCAAGAUCAUGCUGUUUACUGCUACGGCCCUGCUGCCAUCACAACCGUGCGUACCCCACGGUCCCGCAACGAGCGAUUGUAUCGGAGAACUGCUGGAGAACGCGAGAAGAAAGAGGAAGGGGUCUCCAUGUCGAUUCAGUGAGCUCACGCACGUUGAACACUCAUCAACGAACGGCGCCGCGACGUUACAUCCAAAAAUGGUAUUUUUUGCCUAACGAUAGCCCGGCCGUCGUCGGCAUUCGCCAACGUCGUCACCGAUCCGCUCGCUGGAACUUGCUGACCGACCUGGUGGAGCCGCAAGGCGUCAGUCCGAGGAAGAGCCAACCAGGAACACGAGAAUGCAGUCGACUGAGCAGCUGCGACCAGAACAGCUGGUGGGUCUGGUGGCCCGUUCGGCCGAGGGCACGGCCGCCAAGGGGAUGCCGAUCAAGGGCCACGAGGACCUCUGGGUGGAGAUCCAGGCCAACACUUUUCGUAACUGGGUGAACGAGCAUCUGAAGCACGCCGGCAACGUGGGCGGCGGCCCCGUGCUAGACCUCGUCGAGGACUUUCGGGACGGCACGCGUCUCUGCGCCCUGGUCGAGGUGCUCACGAAACGCCGUCUGCCACGAUGGAACCCGCGACCGGCAAAUCAACAUCAUCACCUGGAAAAUGUGUCCACGGCAUUGCAGGCUAUCGAGGCGGACGGCGUUAAACUCGUCAAUAUCGGUAACGUGGACAUCGUGAAUGGCAACCUGAAACUGAUCCUGGGCCUCAUAUGGUCACUCAUCGUACGGUAUCAAAUCGGCAAAUCCAAGUUCCCGCCGAGGAAACUCAUGCUCGCAUGGCUCAAGGCUGUCUUGCCAGAAUGUAGAGUCAACAAUUUCACCACCGACUGGAACUCGGGCGUCUACCUGAGCGCGCUUUUGGAUUAUUGUAAGCCUGGUCUGUUUCCUCAUUGGCGACAAUUAGAUGCGGACGAUAGCGUUUACAACUGUCGCAAGGCCAUGGAGAUAUCGAAACGGGAGUUCGACAUUCCCAUGGUACUGGAGCCGGAGUAUCUGGCAUCGCCUUACUUGGACGAGCUCUCGGGAAUGACCUACUUGUCAUACUUCAUGAAGGAAAGCUCGCCGGGCUUCCACGCAACGCUACGAUGGGUCAAUUCGCAAUUAUCACAUACCUCGAUACGGAACUUCACGACGGACUGGAACGAUGGUAGAGUUCUCUGCGGAAUCGUGAGAAAUCUGGGUGGUCCGGCGCCACCCUACGAGAAACUCAACACCGACCCGUCCGCUUGGGAACAUAAUUUGCAAAUGGGUGUCGACGGCGGCAAGAAACUCGGCGUGGAGCCGAUCUUGAAGGCGAAAGACAUGGCGGACCAGAACGUGGAGCAUUUAGGCGUGAUGGCGUACGCGGCGUACUUUCAAUGGGUGAAGCCUCGCCCUCAAGCGAGCCAACAGAUCGCCGUGCACGUCGAUAGCACAUCCGCCCGAGUGCAACAGCCGGCACACUUCAAGCUAGAGAUGCUCACCAAAGAUGUAAAUGCGCGGGAAGUGCGCGGUGAAAUCAUCAGUCCCAGUGGACGCGUAGAAUGCAGACUUACGUGGAACGGAGUUCAUGGCAAAGGCACCUUUGUACCUACAGAAAUUGGCAUGCACAAGCUUAUGGUGUACAACGAUGGCGAGCUGGUGAACGGAUGCCCCUAUUAUUUUAGGGUUCUGCCACCUCUAACGAAAAUCAAAUCUCCGGGUAUGGAUCCUUGCGCCAUAGGAUCUAUUGUCGAAGUUCUAGUCAAUAGUUAUGGAACUAGUCAUGAUGGUAUUGACGUGACCGCGUGGUCUCCGACCGGCAGAUCCCUGCCGUGUCCCGUCAAGGAGAAGGAUGGAGUUCAUACGGCAACCUUCCAGCCCGAUGAGACGGGAGAAUGGAGCAUUGCAAUAACGCAUAAAGGAAAUCACAUACAAGGCGGUCCCUUCACUUGCUUUGUGUUUGAUCCUAAUGGAAUCAAGCUCUUGGACACCGAUGGUGCCAUGCCCGGACAAGCAUUCUCGUUCAUCGUCGAUGCACGGGGAACCGGCGGACUUGGCGACGUGAUCAUCGACAUUGUCCACGACAAGCAGUCAAUACCCUACCGAAUAGAGGAUUUUGGACACAUGCAGUACCGUGUGUCCUUUGUGCCCGGCGACGCUGGUAAAUACAGGGUAUACAUGUACUUUAACGGCUCGGAUGUGCGUGGUUCGCCGUUCUCUAUACGAGUGGGCACGCAAAAAGGUUCUCGAAGAUCGAAGGAGUCCACGUCCAGUCUAGAGCGAUCCAAAGUGUCUUCCCUGGAACGACGAAUGAACGGAUUAAAUAUUUCCGCGACAGAACGGACCAGUCCAACCCAGAAGUUAUAUACGUCUACUGUAUAUAAAUCCAUCAGUCCAACGCAGCGUGGUUAUUCGCCGAUCCAUCAGGCUAGUCCAACCUACAAGGCGUCCAGCAAUUAUAUCACUGAGAAUUCCACCACCUCGAGCUACCACACCACCAGCUCACUGAAUCGCACCCUCUCGCCGAAUCAUCUCAAUCACAGUCCUGUACAGAGGAACAUGCAUAGUCCAUCGGUGCUAAAGGAGACAAAGGGCAUUUACGAUAGAAGCGCAUAUAAUCAUAAAUCGUCGAAUUUGCAAAGUCCUACCCUUAUCAAGGAAUCUAAGGACAUUUAUUCAUCUAGCACACUGAAUAGAUCGCGAUCGCCGGAUGCGAGUCCGAUCGGAUCCGUCAUCAAAGAAUCCAGAGAUAUCUACAAUUCGGAAUCUCUGAAGAGAUCGCACUCGCCGCCGCGCUCGAGUCCUUAUCACAACACCACGAGUCCUAUCCAGAGUCCUGUAAAUCGCAGCUUCAGUCCAAGAACCAGCGAUAAAGACGUAUCAUUCAGCAAACGUGGAUCUAUUGACAACGGCGUCGUGGAUACCAGCAGCAACGUACGGGUGUCUUCGAUGGUAGGCAGUACUUCCAGGCGCGAUUCCUGGGACGCGAUCGCCAAGACGAAGUCCCUACUGUCGUACGGCAGUUUAGAAUCCCUAGCGAAUCUGACCAACAACUCGCCGACCGCAGAGAAUCAGAAUAACAGUCCGAACAACAACUUUCUGAACAACAAUUACAAGAACGGGCAGAGUCAUAUCACGAAGAACGUGUCGACGCAUUCCGCGACGACGAGUUACUCAUCCGUACAGAAAUCUUCAAGUCCCGAUUACGGCGCUGGACAAAAAUACGACGAUGGUCAGACGACCACUCGUCAUCACGGUAUCCUGAAGAACAAGAACAACUACUACGGCAAGAGCGUAGACACGACGGAUGGUACCGCGACGCACGACAGAUACUUGAAUAACGGCGGUUCCGUUUACGUAUCCGCGUCGUCCGGCAGAACGACGAGCUCGGCCGUCGCCACCGGAAGUGCGCUGGAAACGCUGCCAGUACAUCGGCCGACCACUUUCAGCGUCAACUCCGGCGUGGAUCCCAAUAAGGUGUCCGUCACCGUUACCGGUCCCAGCGGCAAGACCGUACCGGUACAGAAAUCGAAGCUGCGUGGCUUGAUGUAUACCAUCACCGCCGAAGAGGUCGGCGAACACGUCAUCCAGGUCCUGGUGAACGGUCAGCACAUCAAGGGAUCGCCUUUCAGAUCGCAAGCGUACAACGCUCGAGCUAUACAAGUUGGGAACAUCCCGAACGGAGUGGUGAACCAGCCGGUGGAAUUCGAAAUUGACGGAUCGAGAGCCGGCUCGGGAAACUUGGAGAUCCUUGUGAACGGGGGACACGUUACGAGUUUUGUGAGAGCGCUAGGUAGUCAGCGUUUCCUGGCGUCGUUCGUGCCACACGAAGCGGUUACGCACUUGGUCGAAAUGACGUUCAACGGGGAAGUCAUCCCUGGGUCACCUUGGCGAGUUGGCAUCAUGCCUGCACCGAAGAUGUCAGUGAUCGGUGAUUCAAUCAGGCUGGUUCCUGCUGGUAGUCCUGCUGUCUUCGAGCUGUCUGCACUAGGCUUCAGCAGCAGCGAGAUCGACGUCAAGAUUAUAACACCCUCAAAGAGACACAUCUCUGCGAGGAUUGACGAAGAGCCAGGACGAUCCGGCGAGUUUCGCGUCGAAUUUACACCAACUGAAGUAGGCAGCCACCUGGUGGAAGUCAGCAUCGCGGGACAAAAGCUACCGGCAGGACCCCUCGUCGCCAAGGUGUACAAUAGUAGUCUCAUCCAAGUUACUGACGUACCUAGCGCCGUAGUUGGCCACGCCUGUCAAUUCAGAGUGGAUGCCAGCGCUGCGGGAGAAGGCCAACUAGAAAUCUCUAUAAAUGAGGGAGAAGUGCCCAAUCAUGUUCAAGUAGUGGGUGGUGGUCGUUGUCUUGUAUCCUUCACCCCCGAAAUCGCCAAGCCUCACUACAUCGACAUCAAGUUUAACGGAGAAGCAGUACGUGGAUGUCCCUUUGUCUGCAACGUAUCUGACACGAGCAGAGUUACAUUGAGUAUGAAUCAUUUAGAACUAAUUCCUGUCAAUCAUCCUGCCAGCUUCCACAUGGGAGUUGACGGAAGUGGCAGUGCAGAGCUAGCGGUUUCCGUAAGGGGACCGAACAGCGAAUUGCCAGUCAAAGUUACUGGCGACGUAAGUAACGGCUUCACCGCCGAAUUUAUACCAAGGGACGUGGGUGUACAUUCAAUCAGCGUAGAAUACAACGGUUAUCCCGUAAAUGGCACGCCGUUUUUAGCCAAAGCGUUCAAUGCUGAUAAUGUGCUAAUAGGACCUGUAGCUAGAGGCAGUGUUGGUCAACCGACCCACUUUACCGUCGAUGCGAGUCAAGCUGGUGAAGGAAAUUUAGAGAUCACGAUAUCGGCUCGCGGGCAAAAUAUACCGACGCAAGUAACACCGCAAGGAAACGCGCGAUUCUCCGUUAGCUUUGUACCAUUUGAAGCGUCCGAGCACGUCAUUAAUAUAGCCUUCAAUAAAAAAACCGUGCCUGGUUGCCCUAUAGUGACACGUGUGGGUGGCGACAGCCACGUAACCGUGAGUGGGCAGGCACUGAGCAGCGCUGGAUUAGGACGGCAAAGCUAUCUGACUGUCAGUAACGUUGCCGGUAGCUUGGAAGAUUUAGAAGUUAAUGUUGAAGGGCCCAAUGGACAGGCCGUACCUGCUCAGGUCACCGACAACAAAGACACAACGUGCAGCGUCGCAUUCACACCGAGAGUUGUCGGCGAGCACCGAAUAUCGGUCAGCUACCGGAACAUUCCGGUGGCCGGUAGCCCGUUCAGCUGUAAGGUGUACGAUGUCGCUGCGAUAAAGGUGAAGGAUGCCAAACGCGGUGUCAUCGGAUUGCCCGUGACUUUCCUGGUCGAGACCAGCCAGGCGGGACCGGGUAAUCUGGAAGUCACCGUCAACGGGGGACGAGUACCGACGUCGGCUCAGGCGCAAGGUCCUCACACGUAUGCGAUCUCGUUCACACCUCGAGAACCGAUCGUGCACACGGUGGACUUGCGAUUCAACGGGGAGGAUGUGCCUGGUAGCCCGUUUAGUUGUCAGGUCAGCGAUACGGCAAAAGUGCUAAUAACCGAGGGACUUGAGAAAGUAUCUGUGAAUCGUGUCGCGACCUUUACAAUAGAAGCCGACGCGUCUCUCGGUUCGCCCAUCGUCGAGGUGCUCUCACCUACUAGAGAAAGUUUAUCUGUACACAUCAAGCAAAACAGCCACGGUGUCUACACCGCAGGAUUUACUCCAAAGGAUGUUGGUGAUCACAGCGUCGAGGUAAAGCUCAGCGGAUCGCAUGUGGAAGGCAGCCCGUUCCUUGUCAAGGCUUAUAACGCUGACAAAGUCAAAGUAACGGAUAUAAAUAGCGGAGUCGUCGGCAAACCGGUGUUCUUCAGCAUUAACGCCAGUCAAGCAGGAGCUGGAAAUUUGGAAAUUAUAGUAGCGGUAAACGGCAAGAAUGUUCCGAAUUACGUGCAAAGCGAGGGUAAUGCAAAAUUUAGGGUCAAUUUUAAGCCACAAGAAGCCGCUGUACAUAGUCUCAGUGUCCGUUUCAAUGGAGAACCGGUUCCAGGUUCACCGUUCAGCUGUAAAGUAGUAGGUGCCGGCCAAACAGUAAUCAGUGGUCACAAUCUGAAGAUGGGUGCGGUGAAGCGACUGGUAUCCUUCAAUGUGGAUCCGCAGACUCCGUCCACGAAUUGCGACAUUAUCGCGACGCCACCGUCGGGCAUCGCCCUACCUAUCACCAUCGAACCCGUCGACGGCAAGUACAACGUAAGUUUCGUACCCACGGAAGUCGGCAGACACAACAUCAGCGUUCUGAUAGACGGCGAAUCCAUUAAAGGCUCUCCGUUUGCUUGCAAUAUUUACGAUGUGACUAAGGUGCACGUAUCUGGCCUUACGGAAGCGUUAUUAGGUCAGGCGACUACGUUUACCGUCGACGCCGCGGAAGCCGGCGAGGGAACGCUAGAACUGGUCGUGAGCACGGAAAAUAAUACCGUUAAAGCCGAAGUGGUGGCCUGCGCACGUGGACUAUAUGACGUUACAUUCGUGCCACAAACAACAAGCGCGCACUACGUUAAUAUCAGUUUCAAUGACGACAACGUGCCAGGGAGUCCAUUUAAAUGUCCCGUGGUUAGCAGCAUGUUACAUGGUCCGUCGAUGAUUCGAGUCGGUAAUACGGCUUACAUAGAUCUGGACAUGUCCGACUUGAAUGGUCCUGUAGCAGCGGAAGUAACUGGUCCAGACGGAAUAAUCAUUCCUUGCACGUUGACGAAGUUAUCGUCCAGUUUAUAUCGUGUGGAAGUUCGAACACGACAAGUGGGAACGUACAGUAUAAUAUUCAAUGACGGGCACAAGAUGGUCAGUUCACAAACGCUGCAAGCUUUCGAUCCUGGCAAAGUUUCCAUCAAAGAAAUAACAGAUGCGGUUUGUCAUCGACCCGGAACUAUUUUAGUUAUCGCGUCGAAGGAAGCUGGUCCCGGAAAAUUAUCGGUCAACGUACGUGCGGGCGGUGCGGAUGUUGACAGUCUAGUGAGAGAAGGAGAGAAUGGCGUUUACGAAAUCAUAUUCCAUCCAACACGCGCAGCACCUCACAAAGUUCACAUAAAAUACAACGAAGUUCAUAUACCUGGCAGUCCUUUGGAUGUGACAGUACGUGGUCCUACUGGAGGACGAGAAGUGACUGCGACAGGAUUGGGUCUGUAUCAAUCGUGUGUUGGGAAGGUGACAUCCUUCACUAUCGAAACUCUCGGACGUCCUGGCAAAGAAUUCGAUGUCGUUAUCAGCGGUCCUCAGGGUAACGCCGUCCCCGUACGUUGUUAUCAGCAUCGCGAUGGCAAUCUACUCGCCGAAUUUACAACGAAUGGCGUUGGCACAUAUAAAAUCGACGUGCUUCACGGUGCAAAACCAGUGUUGGGUUCGCCAUUCUUUUGCCAGGCUUUUGAUGCUUCUAAGGUGAAACUUCAGGAGUUGGGUCCCAUGACGAUUUCAGUUCACGAUCACAUCGCAUUUAAACUGAUGAAAGGCGACGCCGGCAUGGCUGAUUUGGACGUGACGGCGACGAGUCCAUCGGGCCAGGAGAUCCCGCUGCAAGUCACUCCGCUCAACGACGGCGCCGAGAUGAUCGAAUUCUCACCCAGUGUACCUGGCACUUAUAUGAUCAACGUCACAUAUGGCGGAUGCUCCGUACCUGGAAGUCCAGUCAUAUGCACCGUUGAUUCGGCCGGACAAGCUCGCGCCAAAGGUGAAGGAUUGCUGAGCGGUCACGUGGGUAAACCGACGCACUUUAUCGUCACCGGUACGAGAAGUCCGCCAGCGGUCCAGGUGGAUGGACCAGACAGUGUUGCUAAGGCUACUAUCGAGGCAGGCGCUAAUCCAGGUACCUGGAAUGUGUCUUACGUACCGGCUGAGGUCGGAGUGUUCGACGUGAGAGUCGUCUCAGCCGGACAGCAGCUGCCGGGAUCUCCAUGGCAUCCGAAGAUCAUAGACACGCGGAAUCUUCGUGUUAUCGGUGGCUGGUCCGCUGUGUGCGAUGAUAUCGGACGAUUAAAAGUGCAUCCUUCGAACAAAAUCAGCUUCGAUACUGCGGAGGCUGGACCCGGUGAAAUUAACGGAAUUAUCGGCGAUCACCCUCUCUCUUUCGAAAUGACGUCUAGCAACAGACUGAAGCUCGUCCCGCCACAGAUAAGCAGCGGUGAACAUCGUCUAGAAUUACUCUUCAAUGGUACACCGUUUCCCGGUGCACCGAAACUCGCGGUCGUGCAGGAUAUGGAGCCACCGGUCCAGGAUUCAAGUCGAGUAUUGCUCAAAGGACGAGGAUUGACGUCGGCCAAGUGCGGUGAGGAAGUUAGUUUCACCAUAGACGGUUCUCAAGCCGGAAACGGAACUCCGAAAGUACAAUUAUUCUCGCCUACUAGCGAACUCAACGUUAUGUUACAACAUUUAGGAGACAGCGUUUAUCGUGCAAGUUAUAUCCCAUUAACCCCGGAUCCUCUCUUGAUGACUGUGUCGUGGAACGGAAGACAAUUAAAGGGCUGCCCAUUGCAAAUUAACGUCACGAGCGCGGCUGACGCAUCUAGAGUCAUCUGUUCCGGAGAUGGAUUGAAGCACGGUAUCGUCGGUCAAGAGAUACGAAGUUUCAUCGAUACUCGAAGAGCUGGGCCAGGCGAGUUAACGGCGCAUUGCGUCGGACCACACAAAGUAGCCUACUGCGAGCUGUAUGAUCACGGCGAUGCCACUUUCACGUUGAAUGUGAAACCACAAGAGGCAGGUCGGCACGCGCUAACGAUUAAAUACGCUGGAGAACACGUUCCCGGUUCUCCGUUUACGUUGCGAGUCUCCGGAGCUCCGGAUGCUUCAAAGGUUCGCGUUUACGGACCGGGAAUCGAACAUGGUGUGCUGGCGACUUUCCAGUCGCGAUUUAUUUGCGACACGCGAGGCGCCGGAGCUGGUCAGCUCACGGUAAGAGUACGAGGACCUAAAGGAGCGUUCAGAGUGGAGAUGCAGCGAGAGACUCAAAAGGACCGAAUCAUUCUCUGCCGAUAUGAUCCUACGGAACCCGGGGAUUACAGAGUGGAAGUUCGUUGGGCUGGUGUCCUGGUGCCAGGGUCUCCGUUCCCCGUUAAAAUUGUCGACACGCAGGACGAAUUGCUAAUGCUUACUCAGGGCGGAGAUAAUUAUUCGACGGGCCAUCAUACUAUCACAUCGUGGCGUGGAUCGCAAGCUAUAUUGUAGAAACGUCGCAGCUAACAAACAUUGUUAUUAUUUUGUAUGAACUAAUAUAUUUGAUAAUAUAUAUGGUAAUUAUUGUAACUUAUGCAGAAAAAAAAACGUUUGCAAUAAACUCUCAACAUUCCAUUUAAA